AUGGCUGCCGCCGCCGCAAUCAUCGCUGGGAAGUUGGCCGGGAACUCGGUGGCAAAUGCAACCAUCUCCUUUUGGAUCAGCAAAGCUUUCACCUGCCUGACUGACUACUGGAAGGCUGAUGGCUUGGAAGAUGUCAAGGGUAGGGUACUGCAGUCAGUGAAGAAGGUCCAGGUUGUAUUUGAUAUCGUUGACCCCGAACACAUCAAGGAACAAAGCUCUGCCCUGGAUCUUUGGCUGUGGCAGUUCAGAGAUGCAGUUGAGGCAGCAGAGGAUGUGAUAGAUGAGCUGCACUACGACGAGCUUAGAGAGAAGGCAAAGGAUCAUAAGGUCAGUGACUGGGGCUCCUCUUCUGCUAAACUGAAGCAUAAGAUUGUCAAGUCUGUUAAACAUGUCGGUGUCAUGGGUAAGACUGUGAAAGAAUUUACUCACCAUGGCACGCUCAAGAGGCUGAGGAAAGUCUUGGAGGGACUAGAAAAGGCGGCCACCGAAAUUGUGGCUAUCCUCACAGUCACACAACAUCUCAAAGACAUUGCUUCAGGUAGUAAGAGGCAGGUGAAUUUUAUGAACAGGGAUCAUGACACUGGUUCAACAUUAACUGAACCUUACUUUGUUGGACGAGAAGAGGAGAAAAAAAAGAUCAUUCGAUGGCUGACUCAGGCACCAGUGGAAGCUUCUGAAAUUGUGAGAAGUACUCACCAUGUUCCUAUUCUCUCGGUAGUUGGCCAUGGUGGAAUGGGGAAGACUACAUUGGCUCAAUAUGUAUGUGAAGAGGAUGAGGUUGUAAAUAAUUUCAAGGUUAUAUGGGUCCAUGUUUCUACUAGAUUCAAUGCAACUUCCGUGACAAGUAAACUGCUGGAAUCCGUCACAGGGGUAAAACCUUGUGCAGAUCAUUUAGAGACGCUUCAGCAGAUGCUCAAACAAGAACUCAGGUCUGUAAAGUUUUUCCUUGUUUUGGAUGAUGUCUGGGAAGAUAAGAAUAAAAAGGAAUGGGAAAAUAUAUUUGCUCCACUGAGGAAAGCAGAGAGUGGGAGCAAAAUUUUAGUAACAACCAGAAUGCAGUCAGUAGCAGAUAUGGCUGCAAAUGCCAUGGGGGUUGAAAGAGAAUACCUGGAAUUAGAAGGGCUGCAAGAAGAUGAAAAUCUUAAAUUAUUCAAUCAUCACGUAUAUUCUGGUAGGAAUCCACAAGAUUUUGAAAAUUUAAAACCCAUAGGUGAACAACUUGCAAAACAACUAGGAGGAUGUCCCUUGGUAACAAAGGUUGUUAGCGGUUAUUUGCAGUGCAAUAUGGAUCCUGACAGCUGGACUGAUUUCUUACAAGAAGGCCUGGUACAUUUUAAUGGAAGUGAAGAUGAUGUAAUGGAAACUUUGAGACUAAGCUACUACUGCUUGCCAGCACAGGUCCAGAUUUGCUUUCGAUAUUGCAGCAUAUUUCCGCAGGACUACGAAUUUAAAAAGAAAGAUUUAGUGUUGAUGUGGAUGGGCUCAGGAUUGAUAUCACAACAUGGAAACAAACCAAGAAGGAUUGAAGAUAUUGGGUAUCAGAUCUUGGCUGAGUUAACUAGGAAGUCAUUCUUUGAAAUGAAAUUCAAGGUAGUUCAGUAUAGUCAGAGAAGAGAAGAAUAUUACAUCAUGCAUGACCUGAUGCAUGAACUGGCAAAAUAUGUUUCUGCUGGAGAAUGCACAACAUUAAUUGAUCCUAACAUGUUGGAAAAUGAGAGUGAAAAUAUCCGACACUUGCGUAUUGCUUGCAUUGACAAAUUUUCUACUGAAGAGGUCAAGAAAAUCACACGUUUUAAGAAUCUGCGCACCGCUAUUAUUGAUGGUCCAGGUUUGAUUGACAACGAUAUGUUAGGCAUGGUUGAGAAUGCUAUACAAAAAUCAAAAUCCUUGCGUCUACUGCGAUCAAAUUUGGAGAACACAUUCCAUCUUCCUAAACUUGCUGAUUUAAAGCACCUUCGUUAUGUCUAUCUGCAUAGGAUAUCACUUGAGGGAAUGCGUGGGCUUGUUAAACUUUAUCACUUACAGCUAGUUGAUUGUUUGAAUGAUUGUGGGGAAGAACUGAAGCAAGUGAUGUAUUUAGGGAACAUUGAUCAUCUGCGAUAUGUAAAUUAUGGGUUGCGGAGAAUUGGUGAGUUUCCAAUUGGAAGACUCACUUCACUUCAGGAGCUGCACAACUACCGGGUACAAGGAAGUAAAGGUAACAAAAUAAGUGCUAUCAAAAACCUGAAGGCUAUCCGCGAACUAGAGGUUUUCAGCAUUGAGAAUGUUGAAAGUCUUGAAGAAGCUGAUAAUGCCAAGUUAAAAGAAAAACCGUAUCUCAACUCUCUAUCUCUCACGUGGUCAGCACGUGCUGAUGCAGAAAAUGGGAAAGAUGACUUGAUUCUUGAUCACCUUGAGCCACAUGCUCACAUUAGAAACUUGAAAAUUUCUGGAUAUUGUGGUGCAAGACUUCCUAUUUGGAUUGAAAACGUCCGUGUCAAGAACCUGGUGUCACUUGAGUUAGCAAGAUGCAUAUAUUGGGAACAGCUGCCUUCACUCGGAGAAUUAGAUUGUCUUAAGAAACUUUGGUUGGAGUGCCUUCCUAGCCUACAACAGAUUGGUCAUCCAUCUCAACUCUCCAACAUUAGAUGCAUUGGUUCAUACCUUCCUCCACAUCUUGACACGUUGAUUGUAAGACGUUGCAAAGAACUGAAGCAGUUACCUAUCCUACCACCCAGCUUGGUUCAUAUGGAAAUAUGUAAGGUCGGGUUGACCGAAUUCCCAAGGAUAGGCAACCUACAUGGUGAGAGUAUUGAAACCAGGCCAUCUAAAUUGCAGUUUGUCAGUGUUGAAGAAUGCGAAAGUUUGACCUUACCUAAAGGAAGCCUUCUGUUGCAAAUACACUACAUCAGAACGAUCCAUGUCCUACACAUCAGUGACUGUAAAGAACUGGAGUCUGCACCCUGUUUGAUGAAAUGA
Miscanthus lutarioriparius is the source of this 2958-nucleotide messenger RNA. NCBI's taxonomy places the organism in Eukaryota, Viridiplantae, Streptophyta, Magnoliopsida, Poales, Poaceae. The record is from the annotation of a GenBank genome assembly.